Messenger RNA from Penicillium robsamsonii, 528 nucleotides. RefSeq lists its product as uncharacterized. Bases 1 to 528 code for a protein of 175 amino acids. The transcript is spliced from 4 exons. The record is from RefSeq and is a predicted model, not a curated record. Lineage: Eukaryota; Fungi; Ascomycota; Eurotiomycetes; Eurotiales; Aspergillaceae.
AUGUUGAGUUGGCAACUGGCAUCCCUGAUGAUGGCUCAUAGCCUCAAAAUGGCCGUCACAUCCGGUGGAUCUAUCGUUUGCUGCGGCGAGCUGGUUGCAUCCAGCCCCAAAAAACUCUCGAAUCAAUUUUUGAAGCCCCCCUGCUCUUUUGCCUCUCGCUCCGUCUUACUACGGAAUUCCGCUCGCCCAUUCUUAGUGCUCCCACGGCUGAACGGAGGCUCCCGCACCUUAUACACGCCUACCUUUGACCGGCGACAAAUCGUUGAUGGUAACGCUACCUUCGGUGUUAGACAGCAAAAAGCACACUGCCUCCAUUUUCUAAUACUUUACGGCGAUUGGUCCACCGGUCAACUUAUCCUCGCCUGCAGUCGGCCCAAUCGUCCAAUGGAAACUGUCAGCCGGGAUCCAGCCAGCCGACCGCCACGCUCAAACCCCCUCUACGGUGGCGCAUCUGUCUACUACCGGGGCUUUGGAAAUGAGCAACAUCAGCUUGGCAUGCAUCAUUUAGCGACAGCUUCUGACGGCUAG